Molecule: messenger RNA, 675 nt
Organism: Hibiscus syriacus
Lineage: Eukaryota; Viridiplantae; Streptophyta; Magnoliopsida; Malvales; Malvaceae
Product: mitogen-activated protein kinase kinase kinase 5-like
Exons: 2
Coding region: 1-675 (224 amino acids)
Biological process (GO): protein phosphorylation
Molecular function (GO): protein kinase activity; ATP binding
Source: RefSeq, a predicted model, not a curated record
AUGGGUUCGGAUCUAAAAGUAGUAAAAGGGAUGUCAUUCAGAACAGGUCAACUCACGGAAUGGGUCAAGUGGAAGAGACUUGGCUCCGGGGGAUUUAGAGAUGUGUAUUUAGCAACCCUAACAAAGCCAUACCUCCGAUCAGUUGCCGUCAAAUUUUGUGAAUCACCCAGCCCUUCCCUUCAGAAGGAAUAUAGGGUUCUUCGCCACUUUCUUCAUUCCCCUAAUAUCGUUCAAUGCUACGGUGAAAGCAUAACCGUUGAAGACGGUGUUACAAAUCAUAACCUACUUCUCGAAUACGCCGCUGAUGGCAAUCUCUUGAAAUUUGAUCAAGAUGUACGCUGGGAGAAUUCCAGAAUCUGGUGUGAGAUCGCUGAUUUUGGGUUGGCCAAACAACCUGGAGAAAGAGAAGAGUAUGCAAUAGUAUCGCCUUAUCUUCAAGGCACUUUAAUGUAUAUGUCACCGGAAACUUUUUAUGAGGGAAAAAUCGGUGCUGCAAUGGAUAUAUGGUCGCUGGGAUGUACCAUUGUCGAGAUGAAGACCGGAAAACCUCCAUCAAUGGAAACAAUGGAAAUAACCGAUAUUAUCCCCCAACGUAUGUCCAAGUCCGGAAAAGAUUUUUUGACGAGAUGCUUCGCUAUGGAUCCCAAUCAACAACGGACUGCUAAGAGCCUUUAA